AUGAAGACGUAUCUUUGGCUUCAGGGAGACAUUUGUCGCAACAAAACGUCGACUAAAAACCAGAAUUUGAUUAACAAUAACAACGAAGACAUAAUCAAUAAGAAUUAUAGCGACGGUUCACUUGUGAAGUGUCAUCUUCUGGACAACGAUAACAAUGCAUUCAAUUUAAUCACUGGUGAAGUGAAGUCUCUCGAUCUUAACGACGACUCAUCGAAGUUAGAGAACAAUGAAAGGGGAAGAAAACCACGAAAAUGUGUGACUAAUUUGAAUACCUCUGGGAGUGAAGAAUUGGAGACACAGGGCGACCAACUCAACAGAAUCAAAGCUCAGCGCAGGAAUGCCAGGUCUGCCACCACUUCGACCACACCAUCGAUAACCGUUAAAAUAGAUGACAUGCGAUCUCAUCGUCGGUCCACUUCUCAACCAAAAGAAGACAUUUAUAUUUCACCCCUAAAGUCGUUGAAACCGCAACAGAUUAAAAGCACAACAGUUUCCAUAUAUAAUACCAGAUCUGCCAUUAGAAGAGGCAAAACAGUUCCUAUUGAAGAUCAAACCGACAAAUUGAAGACUACUACUGACAACCAAACCGAUGAGAUAAGCAUUUCAAGUGUGAAAUACUUGAAAAAAUUAAAUGAUAAUUUGAAUAACGCUAAGAAUCAAAUCUCUUCGAACACCAAAACUGGCGUUUGGCGACACGUUGUCGUUCCGAUACAUGUCGUUCCCGUUCAGGAGAUUAUCUCAGAUUCUUCAUCUUCUUCUGCUUCUAACUCUGAAUCUAAUGCUAAACCAAAUUCUGCCAAACUCGACAACUGGUAUGCAAUCCCGAGACGCGUCAAAGCCAUUGGUUCGGUGACAGUCUGGCAGCUUGUCGUGCAAAAGGUCCAAACCAUCCAAUAGGACACAGACUAAGAGAGUUUUAUGCACCAAAUCAACCAAAACAGUCAAACCUUCAAUUCCUCCCAAAUAUCCCUUCAGUAAGCAGUCGAGGAAAAUGUGUCGCAAAAAUCGAAAGGUUGGCAACAAAACUACCAAAAGAAAAUUGUCCGCAAUAUCUCUGUCUGUCUGUUCCGGAUCUCCAAAAAACAGUAAAAAGUGAAGCAAUGAUUCAGUAGUUUAUUAUAUGAUUUGCUUAAAUUUGAUAUAAAUUAACCAUUUUAUAGACUAAUGCCACGUCUAAGCAUAGAUUCGCAUUAAAUUUAAACAUUUUCCCAUUAUAUUAAUUGAGAUUAUUUCAAAAACAAUAACAUUUUUAAUUUUAA
Molecule: messenger RNA, 1259 nt
Organism: Medioppia subpectinata
Lineage: Eukaryota; Metazoa; Arthropoda; Arachnida; Sarcoptiformes; Oppiidae
Source: the annotation of a GenBank genome assembly